AUGUCUUCAUAUACUCGCGCCACUACUGCCGAAGAGAUAGCAGCCGACUGCACCGAUAUCAUCAAUGGCAAAAUAAUACUCAUUACUGGUGUCUCACCAGGUGGCCUAGGUGCAGAGUUUGCCCGAGUCAUUAGCAAACACUCUCCUGGCCUCAUUAUCCUUGCCAAUCGUGAUGUAGCCAAGGCAUCCGAAACAGCCAAAACUAUUGCGGAGAUUGCGUCCUCAGUACCAACUAGGAUCCUUAAGCUAGACCUCGCAUCUCAGGCACAGAUUCGAGAAGCUGCUAAGGAGGUCGUGGAGAAGUAUCCGGAGACUCAUAUUGAUGUUUUGGUCAACAAUGCUGGUGUGAUGGCCGGCCCAUACAAGGUCACGGCCGAUGGCAUUGAGAAUCAAUUCGGCACUAAUCAUAUUGGACAUUUUCUGUUCACCAAUCUGAUCAUGAAGAAAUUAGUUCCAUUGAGCAAGGAUAACAACUUUCCUCCAGCACGUAUCGUCAACGUUUCCAGUAAUGGAUACCGACUUGGAUGGGUCCGGUUUCGUGAUUGGGGGUUUGAUUCAGGAAAAACAUACGAUCAGUGGGCCGCUUACGGACAAUCCAAAAGCGCGAACAAUCUCUUUUCAAUUGCCCUUGCAAAAAGGCUCGGUACAACCAAGGGCCUUGUCGCGGUCAGCCUGUGCCCCGGCGCCGUUCCUACUAACCUCGGGAAUGCAACGGGAAUGGAAGGCUACCAAGCACUUGUCAAAGCCGAUAGAGCGCAGGGACAUUCUCAAUAUUGGGUAAAUGAUCUUAGAACGUUGUUCAAGACUAUGGAACAGGGUGUUGCUACCCAUGUGUUUGCAGCUUUCCAUUCUUCUAUCUCAGCUACGGUAAACAAUGGAUCCUUUUUACAGGAUAGCCAUAUUACCCCUCUGGAAGACAUGUACCCCUGGGGUAGAGAUCCAAUUGAUGCGGAGAAAUUGUGGAUUUUGAGCGAAAGGAUUGUAGAUCAAAAGUUUGAUUAUUGA
Messenger RNA from Talaromyces amestolkiae, 1005 nucleotides. RefSeq lists its product as uncharacterized. The record is from RefSeq and is a predicted model, not a curated record. Bases 1 to 1005 code for a protein of 334 amino acids. NCBI's taxonomy places the organism in Eukaryota, Fungi, Ascomycota, Eurotiomycetes, Eurotiales, Trichocomaceae. The transcript is spliced from 4 exons.